This is a messenger RNA of Spirodela intermedia, 252 nucleotides long. The record is from the annotation of a GenBank genome assembly. NCBI's taxonomy places the organism in Eukaryota, Viridiplantae, Streptophyta, Magnoliopsida, Alismatales, Araceae.
AUGAAAGAUUGUUUGCUUUCUAGUGAUGAGCAUGUGACUUGUGCUGAAGCUUCACAAAAGGAAGCAUGGAGGAAGGCAAUGAGAGAUGAGAUGGAAGCUAUAGAUCGAAGUCAAACUUGGGAGUUAGUCACAACCCCAGCUAGUUGCAGGUCAAUUGGGCUUAAGUGGAUCUUUAAGCUAAAGAAGAAUGCUCAAGGAGAGGUUUUGGGACACAAGGCAGGACUUGUUGUGAAGGGUUACUCUCAGAAGUAA